Messenger RNA from Aspergillus homomorphus CBS 101889, 687 nucleotides. RefSeq names its product mitochondrial carrier. Lineage: Eukaryota; Fungi; Ascomycota; Eurotiomycetes; Eurotiales; Aspergillaceae. Bases 1 to 687 code for a protein of 228 amino acids. The record is from RefSeq and is a predicted model, not a curated record. The transcript is spliced from 4 exons. Gene Ontology annotation, biological process: mitochondrial citrate transmembrane transport.
AUGACACCUCGAAAGCAAGUGAGUCCGUGGCAAUCAAUUGUGGCCGGCGGCGCGGCAGGGGGGUUUGCAAGCCUUCUCACGCCAACAGCUGCAAAGCAUAAAGAUCAACCCCGUUUAACUUCUAGUCAGCACCAUUCGACAACAUGGCAUCGCCAUCUGUAUACCGGCAGCAUGGCAUUCUGUGUGUCCAACGCCUCAAAAUCCGAAAUUCGUUUCUUCGCCUUUGACACUGCUCGCAAGUACAUGCCCACCGAUGCCAAAGGCAAGGUCUCAUCUAUUGGAAAUCUCUUCGUAGGAAUGAUGGCCGGGGUCGCUGGAAGUCUGGCGGUCGCCACGCCGGGCGAGACGCUCAGCGCCAAGAUUAUCGACGAUCGCGCUGGAGCCAAACAAUACCGAUCGGCCACCCACGCAACCAGAAGGAUCACGGCAAGUGAAAGCAUCUCCGGGCUCUAUCGCGGGGUGGUUCCAGUCACGAUGAAGCAAUCUGCGAAUGCGAUGACGCGUCUGCAGGCUAUCGUGAGCUUGGAGCGUUACAAAGGCACGAUGGACUGCGUGCAGUCAGUGAUCCGCAAUGAGGGAAUCGCCUCGUUGUGGCGAGGAUCCACGCCUCGAUUGGCUCGAUUGAGUAUCUCUGGUGCCGUGAGUUUCACGGUUUAUGCAAAAGUCAUCGAGCAAACGAUCAUGUGA